Bipolaris maydis ATCC 48331 is the source of this 1495-nucleotide messenger RNA. The record is from RefSeq and is a predicted model, not a curated record. NCBI's taxonomy places the organism in Eukaryota, Fungi, Ascomycota, Dothideomycetes, Pleosporales, Pleosporaceae.
AUUGCCCGCAUGCUUCCUCUAGUUUCAGGACCAUGUGCAUUCCUGACCGCCAUCCAUGAUAUUUGCUUCUGGUGCUGCCCUGCUUGGGAGAUAAUAAAACCUCGCGCCAGGCCUCAUACUUGCUCCAACCCCCACCGCCUCUCCUCCUCUCCAGCCAGUCCUCGCCGCCGCCCCAGCCAUGCCUUCGCCCGGUCCCAUCCCAUUUCCAGCAGACCGGCGGUCGUCGCGCUCGUCCAGCGCCGCCAACGAGCACGAUGAUAGAAUGACGAGCCGCAUCGUCAAGGUCCCGCCCGAAUUCCAGAACCUCGAAUACCUCACCGACCCCGACAGCAACCUCGUCUGCCUCAUCUGCCACACGCCCUUUGACAAGCCCGUCCAGCUCUCGUGCGAACAUUACUUCUGCCGCGAAUGCCUCGACCAUGCAUGGGCGCCCCAGCAACACACCCGCCGAACCUGUCCUACAUGUCGCCAUGCUGUCGAGACGGACCAGGAUAUACGCCCGGUGCCCAAGAUUGUCGAGACUAUGCUUGAUGAGCUGGUGGUCAAAUGUCCAAACUCAAAGGCUGGCUGCAACUGGCAGGCCCAACGCGUCAACGUGCGCGACCACGUCAUGUUGUAUUGCGAAUACACUCCCGUCAUGUGCUCAGCAGUAGACUGUCGCUUGCCAACAACCCAGAAAGACUUUCACAAGGGCUGUCUGCACUACACGGUGAGCUGCGAGGACUGUCAUACUUCGCUCAUGAAGAGGGAUCUCGAGGAGCACCAGCGAACUUCCUGCGCAAAUCGCAUCACAUCCUGCACAUUGUGCUCGGCUGAAGUGCUUCGUCUAGACCUUAAGCCUCACAUCAACAACGACUGCCCCAAACAUGUCAUCUCCUGCCAGGGAACAAUUGUGGGAUGCAAGUUCCACGCCGAGCGUGCCCAGGUUAUCGCACAUGAAGCCGCUUGUCCAAUGGCAACAAUGGCGCCUCACUUCCGCGAGCAGCAAGCCAGGAUCGAGAGAAAUGAAGCGCGUAUGGAGCCUCUCACGAGGAAGGUUGGCAUCCUCGAAGACGGCCUCACCAAUAUCACAAACUACCUGUACCCUGCCAAUGGAAACGACACUUCUUUCCCAGUCACGGACCCCUUGAAUGCCAACGACACUGACCCUCAAGCACCGACACCCGACUUCCGACUGCCACCAGCCUCGUUUCCCCCAGUUCCACCUACAACUGAUGGCAACGCUGCCCAACCACCAUUCGACUCCCAAAUUCAUCAUCUACUCACAUUACACGACUCCCUCCGCGAGGAAGUAUCUCGCAUCGCCAACGCCCUCACCGACCUCGACGGGCGCACAAACAUGAUGAUCAUCAACGAGAGCCAGCGCACCAAAGACGAGAUGCUGCACGUCAACGCUGCGAUCAGCAACAUGCGCAUGCAUCUGCAGUGGGUGAACCCCAGGUACCACAGCCGCAACGGCAAGCGGCAGCAACCCAACACGCGCCACUGGCACUAG